AAAAAUGAUUUUUGCAUAAUGAAUUGGUAUGCAAAGGUGAGUCGUCGUAUAUGACAAUCCACCGAGUUUACCGAUUGAUAUACCUUUACAAAAAAUAAAUAAAAAACAUUUAUAAGUAAAAAAUAAAAUAAACUACUAUAAAAGUGGGGAAAGAAAGAAUAAAAAAAUAAAUAAAUAAAAAAAAAACACUACAUACAGCAACAAACGUGAAAGAAAUCAUGAGCAGUCUCAGUAUAGAGCUCGCAGUCGCAGCUGACACUCGGUGCCCUGUGAAUUUGUUAAAAAAAAAAUACAUAAUCUCAUUCAUUACAAAAAAAAAACAACCAACAAUUUACAUCAUAAAAAAAGUAAAAAAAAAAAAAGGAAUUAACCGCAGUGGAAAAUGUUCAAGUGAAGACCUCCAAGUGAUCCAAGUGAUGAAAUAAAAUAUCAAAAAAAAAAAAAAAAGAAAUCUAAUACAUAAUAAAAUAACAAUAAUAAUGUACAGUUAUUGUCAGAUAAUAGAAGCUUAUUCGAGGGUCAAGAUCAUGAAAAUUAAUCGAUAAAAAAAUUGUGUACAUUAAAGUGAUUAAAAAAUGUCUCUGAUUAAUACUAAAAAUAUCAACAAUCAAUUGACACGAGACAAGGAAAACAAACCAGCCUACGACAUUAAAUUGGAACGUGUGCUGGGCGUGACUGUGUCGAGUAAUGCAGCAUUAGAUUGCGACACUGUUAGUGAGUUGGUUGCAUAUCCUGCAGGAUGUACAAUUGUACUUUUUAAUCCACGUAGUAAUACACAGACACAUGUACUUAAUGGAUGUAGAAAAACAGUGACAUCACUUGCACUUGCUGGUGAUGGUAGACUCCUAGUUACUGGCGAAUGUGGACACAUGCCAAAUGUACGUGUUUGGGAUAUAUCUGAUCCUCAAAAUGCCAUUCAAAUUGCUGAAUUUCCAAGUCACAAAUAUGGAAUAAAUUGUGUCGCAUUUUCACCGAGCAACAAAUAUGUAGUUUCAGUGGGUUCACAACAUGACAUGAUUGUAAAUGUAUGGGACUGGCGUAAUAAUAUAAAAGUUGCAUCAAAUAAAGUAUCAAGCAAAGUCAAGGCUGUGUCAUUUGCUGAAAAUGGAAAUUAUUUUGUUACAGUUGGUAAUAGACAUGUAAAAUUUUGGUAUUUAGAAUAUUCACGUAAUGCUAAAUACAAAGAACCAGUACCAUUAAUGGGACGUUCAGCAAUACUUGGUGAACAACGUAAUAAUGAUUUUGUUGAUGUAACAUGUGGUCGUGGUGAUAUGGCUGAUUCAACCUAUGCAAUAACAAAAACUGGUUUAUUAUGUGAAUUUAAUAAUCGUCGUUUACUUGAUAAAUGGGUUGAAUUACGUACAACAAGUGCAAAUUGUAUGGCUAUUGGUGAAAAAUAUAUAUUUAUUGGUUGUGCUGAAGGUAUUGUACGUUGUUUUAGUCCAAAAACAUUACAAUUUAUAACAACAUUACCACGUACACAUUAUUUAGGUGUUGAUGUAUCACAAGGUUUAACAAUAAAUCACAUGUCACAACAUCCAAAAGCAGCAAAAUAUCCAGAUACAAUUGCACUUGCAUUUGAUGAAAAUAAUAAUAAAUUAACAUGUGUUUAUAAUGAUCAUAGUAUUUAUGUAUGGGAUAUACGUGAUAUCAGAAGAGUUGGUAAAUCACAUUCAUUUUUAUAUCAUUCAGCAUGUAUAUGGGGAGUUGAAAUGUAUCCAACUGGUAAUGAAUCAACAAAUUCAAUGCCAAAUGGAAGUUUUAUAACAUGCUCAAGUGAUGAUACAAUACGUGUAUGGAAUAUUGAUGAUAAUUUAAAAACCGAUAAUAUAAUAUAUAAUCGUAAUAUAUAUUCAAAUGAGCUAUUGAAAAUUUUAUACAUUGAUCAAGAGUUAACAUAUUUAAAAGAUCUUGAUUUAUCAGCUGCUGGAUCAAAUGAAAAAAAUGAUGCAUCAUAUGACGGUAGAAAUGGUGUUAGAUCAAUAAGAGUUAGUCCAGAUGGUAAAAAUCUUGCAUCAGGUGAUCGUUCUGGUAAUAUUAGAAUACAUGAUAUUAAUACACUUGAUGAACAAUGUUUAAUUGAGGCACAUGAUGCUGAAGUACUAUCAUUAGAAUAUUCAAAAUAUACAAAAUUAACAAUUGAUUCACCAAAAUUAUUAGCAAGUGCAUCACGUGAUCGUUUAAUACAUGUAUUUAAUGUUGAUGAAGGUUAUAAUUUUCUUCAAACACUUGAUGAUCAUAGUUCAUCAAUAACAGCUGUUAGAUUUUUUAAUCAAACAAAUCAAACUGAUAAAGUACAAAUGGUAUCAUGUGGUGCUGAUAAAAGUAUUAUAUUUCGUCAAUUACAAACAACACCUGGUGGUUUACCACAAUUUAUACGUGAUCAUAAUGCUGCUGGUAAAACAACUUUAUACGAUAUGGAAAUUGAUUCUGGUCAAAAACAUGUAUUAACAGCAUGUCAAGAUAGAAAUAUUAGAGUAUAUAAUGUUACAACUGGUAAACAUAGUAAAACAUUUAAAGGUUCUGUUGGUGAGGAUGGUUCAUUAAUUAAAGUUGUACUUGAUCCAUCUGGUAUUUAUGUUGCAACAUCAUGUACUGAUAAAACAUUAUGUGUUUAUGAUUAUUAUAGUGGUGAAUGUAUGGCAACAAUGCUUGGACAUUCUGAGCUAGUUACUGGUUUAAGAUUUAGUUAUGAUUGUCGUUAUUUAGUAUCAGCAAGUGGUGAUGGUUGUAUAUUUAUAUGGAAAAUACCACAUGAUAUGGUUGUUACAAUGCAAGCAAGAUUAUCACAACAAGCUAUACGUGCUGGUAAAAAAAUUAAUACAACAACAACAGCAAAUGAUUUACAAUAUGAUAACAAUACAUUUGGUCCACCAACACCUGAUUUUUUUGAACAAAAUACAAUAACAAAUACAGAAACAACAGCAACAGCACAAUCAAUUGUUGAUGAUUAUCGUUUUAGCGUUGGUCAAUUACCACAUUGGGCUAAAAAACAAAUAAAUACAAAUACAAAUUCAACAACAACAACUACAUUAUCAUCAUCAUCAUCAUUAUCAGCUUCAUCAACAUUAACAACAACAGCAGCAGCAGCAUCAGCAACAACAACAGCAACAUCAAUUGAUACUGUUAAUGAUGUUAAUAAUGUUUCAUCUGGUGUUAGAUCACUUGGUAUUGAUAUGCCAAAAGGUAGAUGGGCACAAAGAGUACAACAAACUGAUUCAAUAACAGUCAAAUCAAUUUAUGAUAGUGAUGAAAUUAUACCAUUUCCUGUACCACGUAGUGGGCUAGUUGAUUUAGAUGGUGUAGUUGGUGGAUCUAAAGAUAGCUCAAUUGACAGUGGCACUGAAACAAAAUCUAGUAGUGAUUAUAGAAGAGAUACAAUAAGCAUCAAAAGAGAAGAUGAAAAUUCAUUUAAACCAUGUCCCGAUAGUUACCAAGAAUUGACUGAUGACUCAAAGAAGGCGGCUGGUGGCAAUGUAACAUUAACUAGAGGUAGUAAUGAAGACGAAAUGAUUUGGCAUUUGACAACACGAUAUUUCAUUGAUGACAGCAAAAUUGAGGAUCAAGAUGGUGAACAUGAUGGUGAUGUUGAGGAUUAUUCAGAGGGUGAAAAUGGCACAACUGGCUCGGAAAAAUCACAUCACAGAUUGAUGUAUUAUCCAGCACCUGAAGACAUUGUAUCAAAUCAAUUUAAAGUUAAUGCAAUGGAUGUUGAAGAGCUGCGACGUUCACAGAGACGAGGUAAAAAAAUUCGUAUUGGUGAAACAAAUCGUAGCAGUGAAUUAACAACAGCAUCAGGUAGUCAAGAUGAUUCAGAUUCUGAAGGUGGUGCAUCAACUCCAAGUGCUGAACGUAAUCCAUUGUCAAUGUUAUCUGAAGCAAGUUCAGAAGGUUUUGAUUUAGUUGCUAAUCAAAAUCAACGUGAAAAAUAUCUUAAAAAUGCAUUUGAAUCAUUGAGUGGAGCUGAUGAACCAACCAAUAGAAAAUCUAGUAUUAGCUCACAAUUUCAUGGAAGAUUGAGUGGAGGAGAAAAUCAGGGAAAUAAAAUGAGAAUAACACCAACAUUAGCUGCACCAAAAGCUCCAAAAGAAUCUGAAGUUACUAAAAAUAGAGAAGAAUUACAACGAAGAAUUGAAGAGACACGAAGAAAACUUCAAAGUGUGGGCUAUCGAUCAUCAUUAAAAUCCAGUCAAAGUAUAUCAGAUUUAAGCAGUCAUAUUCCUGAUCGUCAUCAUCGUCAAAACCGAAUUGGAUCAGGUAAUAAUAAUUCAACUCAAUUGGUUCGUUAUGCAAUACCAACUAACAAAAAAAUAUCCCAAUCAUCUACUAAUACUAACAAAUUGGAAGAUAAUAUAAAUUAUGAUAAUAAUAUAAUAUCGAAAAAUAAUAAAAUUUCUUGUAUAACAAAACGUCCAUUAACAUUGUCAUUAAAAAAAAAUGAUAAAUAUAAAUUAUCUGUUGAUAAAAAAAAUUAUCAAUCAUUACCAGAAUCACCAGUAUGUGAAGAACUUAAAUUAUUUAAAGAAAAAUGUAAAAAAAGUAUUAAUGGUUUUACAAAAUUUGCUCAAAAACGUAGAUCAUGCAGUUAUUUUAUUGGUUUAAAUGAUGAAAAAGAUAAAGAACAAGAUGAAGAAGAAGAAAAUUACGUAGAAAAAGAUGAAGAAAAAAAUGAUUAUAUUACAAAAUCAUAUGAAAUUUUACCAAUGAAAAUUAAAAAACCAGUGUCUGAUUUAUCUGAUGAUAAUGAUGAUGAAAAUUUUAGUGAUGAUUCACUUGAAAGUGAUUAUAAAAAUCCACCACGUCGUUGUAUAAGUGAAUAUCAAAUAAAUUCAAAUAGUAAUAUACAAAUUGAGACUAAAAAACAUAUUGAUUUUAUGAAAAAAAAUUUUUGUGAAUCACAAGAAAGCAUAAUAUCUGAUGGAUCAAUUGAAGUAUUUGAUUGUACACAAUAUGACAAUGACCGACACUCAAGUGCUAGUUUUUUUUUGUCAAAAAAAAAAGGACAAAAAACACAAAGUCAAGAGAGUAUCCUAACUGAUAUUACUGAUGAUUAUCAAGUAUAUCCAAAUGAUGAUAAUGAUGAUGAUCAUAAAAGUACUGAAAGUAUAUUAAGUGAUGAUUCAGAUUCACUUGCUAAAUCAGCACCACUUGAAAUGUUAUUUGAUUCACAUUAUAAACGUAAACGUCAAAAUUCUGAUACAUAUAUUUCAAAUCCAAGCAAUGAAAAUACCAAUUUAAAAAUUAUAAAUCGUUCAGUAUUUCGAUCGAAAUCACUACAAGAUACAAGAUUAAGCACAGCUAAAGCAGCAAUAAAUUAUACUGAAGAAAAUUUUCAUCCAAAUAAAACAUGUAUUUAUUAUGAAUUUAAUAUUGAUAAUAAUGAUAAUAAUUUUAAUUCAAAAAUACGUACAUCAUGUCGUUCAGAUGUAACAAGAAGUAAUAGUUUAAAAAUAACAAAAGAAAAAAAAUCAUCAUUAUUAAUACUUGAUGAUUUUGUACCACAUAAACCACCAAAACCAAAAAGAACAUUUUCACGUACACAAAGUAUGAGAAAUCGUAGUAGACCAACAUGGAAUAAAAAUAUAACAAAUAUAACAUUAUCAAAAUCAACUGAUUUUAAUAAUAAAAAUACAGAUGAUGAUGAUAUUUAUCAACAACAACAUGAACAACAACAACAAUUGUCAUUGGAUAAUAAUGAUAAAACCUUAACAUCACUGCCACAACAAUUAACCACAAUAACAGCAUCAAAUGUUGCAAUUGUUAUUCCAAACGUGCCAAAUCGUGAUUGUGAAAAAACUAAUAAUUUUACUGAUAAAAUAACAAUUAACAAUGAUAAAUAUUUAAAAAAUUGUGAAUACGAUGGUGAUUCUGGUUUUGAAAAUCAAAUACCAACAAAAGAUAAUAAUAAUUUCGAAACAUAUGAUUCACUUGAGCCAAAUAAUGGUGCAUCAUCAGCUGAUGUAUCAUCAACAUCUGAUUCACAAACUCAUGAUUCAAAUAAAUAUAAUAAUAAUAAUAACAAUGACAAUGAUAAUAAUAAUAAUGUUGACAUACGUAUAACACGUGCAAUUGAAGGAACAGUUAAAUUAUUAUCAAAAGAAUUUGAAAAUUUAGUUAGACGUGAAAAAAAUUAUUAUACAAUUAAAAAUCCAUUACUAAAAAAACUCGAGGCUGAUAAAUAUACAUUAUUAAAAAUUGAUAAUCGUCGUUUAUCAAUUGGUGAUGAUAGUGAUUAUACAAUUGAUAAAUCAUUAAUGGAAUCAAGCUCAUCAACACCUGGUUCAAGUUGUACAAAUUCACCAAAACGUGUAUGGCCACCAGCCUCGAGAUGUCAACUUAAAUGGACAAAAACAUUACCAACAAUUAGUCAAAAUAUACUACCAUCAAAACAUCAUUUUUCAGUUUCAGGAAAACUUUCUAGUAAAAAUUUAAAUCAAUCAGUGAGAAAUAAUUCGAGUGUUAAUAAUACUGGUUUACCUUCGAGAUAUGGUUCCAGUAAAAAUCACUCGAGUCAUAUGACACGUAGUAGCAGUGUUGGAAUGCUAAAUCAGCAAAGUGAUUCAGAGUCUGAUGCUAGUAUGGCAGGUAAAAGUUGGAUAAAUCAAGCACCAAAUAAUAGAAUAAGUGCAUUGAUGAGACCAACAAUAAGUUCACAAAAUAAAAUUAAUCAUCAAACAAAACAAAAUUCAAAUAGUAAUCUUCCAAUGGUACUUAGAAGACGUGGUAUGCAAAGUGCAUAUUCAAGUGUUAAUUUGAGUCAAGUUGGUAAUCAAGAAGAUUCAAGUUCCGAAGACACAUCAUCAAAUGGCAAUGGAAAUGGAAAACCAGCUUUACCACCAAGACCAAGAAGCAUCAAUAUUGAUCCAUCAAAUAACAGUUUAAAUUCUGUUGUACCAAUAAUAAGAAGAUCAGCUUCAAACACAACAAUAACAAAUGGUCGACCAAUGAGUACCAUUGGAAGUCCAAGGUUAUCUAGUCGAAAUCAACUUGAUCCAAGUCCUCAAGAACUUCCUGUCAAAGAUACCGAUCGUACAAUUGAUGUUGCAGGUGCUGAGUUAGACACGGAUAGACGAUUAGUAUCUCCACAAUUAUGCAAUACUAUUGCGGAUGAAUUAACAAGAACAGCUGAUAAUGUUGUACAGUUGUAUAAAAGAUUAACGAUGGAUCAAAGUGGUAAUACAAGUGGUGAAACAAUUGAUAGAGAGACAAUGUUACGUGGUCGCCUAAUCCGUCCGGCGUAUUAA
Aphidius gifuensis is the source of this 7244-nucleotide messenger RNA. RefSeq lists its product as uncharacterized. The record is from RefSeq and is a predicted model, not a curated record. The transcript is spliced from 15 exons. Gene Ontology annotation, biological process: regulation of mitotic cell cycle; mitotic spindle organization. Lineage: Eukaryota; Metazoa; Arthropoda; Insecta; Hymenoptera; Braconidae. Gene Ontology annotation, cellular component: mitotic spindle. The coding region runs from base 576 to 7244 and encodes 2222 amino acids. Gene Ontology annotation, molecular function: protein binding.